Messenger RNA from Neopsephotus bourkii (Bourke's parrot), 3257 nucleotides. It is a transcript of the gene KLHL40, whose product is annotated as kelch like family member 40. Bases 239 to 2098 code for a protein of 619 amino acids. The record is from RefSeq and is a predicted model, not a curated record. NCBI's taxonomy places the organism in Eukaryota, Metazoa, Chordata, Aves, Psittaciformes, Psittacidae. Gene Ontology annotation, biological process: skeletal muscle fiber development; negative regulation of proteasomal ubiquitin-dependent protein catabolic process; negative regulation of protein ubiquitination. The transcript is spliced from 6 exons. Gene Ontology annotation, molecular function: protein binding. Gene Ontology annotation, cellular component: I band; A band.
CCUUAAGCUUUGUAGCGCUGUGGCUAUAUAUAAAGCCCUACGCUGGAAACUGAAGUACACAAACAGCUGCGAUAGUAGCAAGCGCUUCACAUUCCCACUGUGCCAACAGACUGGAAGCAAGGAAGACCGCGAGCCCUGCUUUGAACAAGUUUCUUUACCAGGGGCUUAGAUAUAAACAUAUUCAUAAAUAUAUAUCUAUAAAAGAAGGAUUGGGAAAAAAAGGAGGAAGGUCUUCACCAUGGGUUUGCCUUUAGAUCAAGCGGAAGAAUUGCGUCUUUACCAGCAAACUCUUCUCCAGGAUGGACUCAAAGACAUGUUGGACCACAAUAAGUUUCUGGACUGUGUCUUGAAAGUCAAGGGAAAAGAGUUUCCCUGCCAUCGGCUGGUACUGGCAGCAUGCAGCCCAUAUUUCCGAGCAAUGUUCCUCUCGGACAUGGAAGAGAGCAAGAAGAGGGAGGUCAGUUUGGAAGAUGUUGAUCCAGAUGUCAUGGGCAAGAUCCUCCAUUAUAUCUACACCUCUGAGCUGGAGAUCACAGAACAGAAUGUGCAGGACAUCUUCUCCGUGGCCAACAUGUUCCAGAUCCCCUCCAUCUUCACUGUUUGCGUGUCCUACUUGCAGAAGCGGCUCUGCCUCAGCAACUGCUUGGCUAUCUUCAGGCUGGGCUUGAUGCUGGAUUGUGCCCGGCUGGCCGUGGCAGCUAGGGAUUUCAUCUGUGAUCGCUUUGCGCUGGUUUCUCGUGAUGAGGAGUUCUACCAGCUGUCCCCCGAUGAGCUUAUUGCAAUCAUCUCCAGUGACUCCCUCAACAUUGAGAAAGAGGAGACUGUCUUCGAAGUAGUGAUGAAGUGGGUGGGGACCAAGGACCAUGACAGCCGGCAGAAGGCCUUGCCUGUCAUCUUUGAAAGCAUCCGCUUCCGCCUCAUGCCCAAUGACUACAUGAAGGACCACGUGGAAAAGCACGCGAUGGUGAAGUCCAGUCCAGAGCUGCUCAAGAAACUGCAAAUGGUGAAGGACGCCCAGAAAGGCAAAUUCACUGUGGUGAGGAAGAAGAAAGUGAAGAAAAGCAAUGAAAAACAAGAGAAAGACAAUGUUGUCAAUGGAGCAGUAGAUGAGGAGGAAGAUACAGAGGAGGAUGCUCUCCCAGGGAUCUUAAACGACACAAUGCGCUUUGGGAUGUUCCUCCAGGACCUUAUUUUCAUGGUGAGCGACAGUGGAGCAGUGGCCUAUGAUCCCACUGCCAACGAGUGCUAUUUUGCCUCCCUGUCUACUCAAAUCCCAAAGAAUCACGUCAGUCUGGUGACCAAAGAGAAUCAGAUCUUCAUUGUUGGAGGACUGUACUACAAUGAGGAUAGCAAAGAGGAUCCCAUGAGUUCCUACUUCCUACAGUAUGACCAUCUGGACGCAGACUGGCUGGGAAUGCCUCCCCUGCCUUCCCCUCGCUGCCUCUUUGGCCUGGGAGAGGCAGAAAACUCUAUUUUCGUGGUCGGAGGAAAAGAACUGAAAGAGGGAGAGAAGACUUUGGAUUCGGUCCUGUGCUACGACCGGCUGUCCUUCAAGUGGGGUGAAGCUGAUUCCCUUCCCUAUGCAGUCUAUGGCCAUGCGGUGGUAUCGCACAAUGGUCUCGUCUAUGUCAUCGGUGGAAAAGGAAGCGAUAAGAAGUGCCUGAAAAAGAUGUGUGUCUACAACCCAUCCAAGUUUGAGUGGAAAGAGCUAGGUUCCAUGAAGACUGCCCGCUCCUUGUUCGGAGCCACUGUGCAUAAGGACAAGAUCUACGUGGCAGCUGGUGUGACUGACUCCGGCUUAACCAACUCAGUGGAAGUCUAUGACAUUGCCACCAACAAGUGGGAAACCUUUACUGAGUUCCCGCAGGAGCGCAGCUCCGUCAGCCUGGUGAGCUUGGCUGGGGUGCUCUACCUGCUUGGAGGCUUCGCCACAGUGGAGACAGAGUCGGGAGAGCUGGUGCCAACGGAGCUGAACGACGUUUGGAGAUAUGAUGAAGAGCAGAAGAAGUGGGAAGGGGUCCUCCGGGAGAUCCAGUACGCCUCUGGUGCCACUUUCCUUCCCGUCCGCCUCAACGUUUUGCGCCUAACGAAGAUGUAGCAAAGCCUGAUUUAUUUAUUUUCCAGGGGGGUCUGGGGCAAGGAGGGAUGGGGGGACGUGAGGCCAUGCUUAUCAGCACAGGGAUGUGGCAUCUGCAUACUGUGUAGGACAUUGCAUCUGUGAUUGAUACCUUUUUACUUAAAUGGGAAAGGGAGGAAAUUAUCUUGAAGCCCUAUGGGAACCUGAAGAUGCUCACAAGAUAACUAGAGAAGGAGAGAAGCGUUCUGGAGCCUGCAAGGAGCUGGGGUAGACUGAGAAGCAUGGAGCAAUGAGCUGUUCCACUAUCACUAGACAGGACAAAAAGAUCAUACGCUUGUUCUGCUUCUUUCUCCAUGCUUUCCCUAUCUUCUCACCUGCUGCUAAACCUCCCCAGCCGACAGUGAAGGCAGAAAGUGGGUCCAAAGGAGCUAAGUUGACAUUCUCCAAAGAAAUGGGCCUAUGAAAUAUUUCCCCACUUAAGGUAGCUGUGAACAUAGUGCUAGAGCCCACCUUGGAGAAGAAAAGGAAGGGUAGGAGAAGUAGUAGAGCAAAGACCUGGGGGAAACUUGAUGAGUUUCCAAGUGAUGAGGGUUGUUGGAAUGAGACAGUUAAAAGAAAAGAGCAAGUGAGCAUGGGCAGGAGAAACAGUGGAAGUUGCUAUGAAAAGAGUCUUAGUUUUUUACCUCCUCCUUGACUUUUGGAGGCCAGGAGAUGAGGGCUGCAGAAAGGGAAAAGCUGUGCAAGUAGCAGGGUAGGAAAGCAGGGAGUGAUGGGAACAGUAGGCCAUAUGAGUUCAUCUUCAGCCUUUUGGGGUCCUCAUCUUCAAUCACAGAUUACAAUGUCCUCACCUAUAGAUGGACAAGUGCUGUUUUUCAGGGAAAGGUUUUAUAUUAAUGCUGUUUCUCUCAUUUUUAAUGUUGUAACUUUUGUUUGUUUGUUUUUUUAAGAGUAUUCUAGCUUGCUGGGUUCAUGGAGAUCUCAGAUGUGUUCGGCUCUAGGACAGCCUCCUACUGAGGAAAAAUGCGUAUUUAUUUUAAAGUUAUCCAUAAUGAUGCUUUGACAGAAACAUGACUGUACUGGCAGCAGGACAAAGAUCUGCUAGAGCAGAAAUCUCCUCAUGCCCACACCAUCUGAGCAGUGGUUUAUUUAAAAAUAAAUUAUUAUGCUAUUUCAGAAGAAA